Ostrea edulis (European flat oyster) is the source of this 1961-nucleotide messenger RNA. RefSeq names its product U3 small nucleolar RNA-associated protein 6 homolog. The record is from RefSeq and is a predicted model, not a curated record. NCBI's taxonomy places the organism in Eukaryota, Metazoa, Mollusca, Bivalvia, Ostreida, Ostreidae. Gene Ontology annotation, biological process: maturation of SSU-rRNA from tricistronic rRNA transcript (SSU-rRNA, 5.8S rRNA, LSU-rRNA). The coding region runs from base 99 to 1850 and encodes 583 amino acids. The transcript has 22 exons. Gene Ontology annotation, cellular component: Pwp2p-containing subcomplex of 90S preribosome; small-subunit processome. Gene Ontology annotation, molecular function: protein binding; snoRNA binding.
ACUCUUCUGUGUCUGAGGUAGAAAAGUCUUUAUUUCCGACAGACGAGGGAGGCACGUGUGAACUGUUUACAUUUACAGUUGUGAUUUAAAACCUAACCAUGGCCGAAUUUGUACAACAAAGCAUGGAAGAGCUCAUUCCAGAGCUUGACCAAAUGGAGAGAAUAGGACUGUUCGAUAAAGAAGAGACAAAUCAGAUAUUAAAGAAGAGGAAAGCCCUGGAGUAUAGAAUGCGUAGGAGAACAAAACACAAAGAGGACUAUCUACAGUACAUAGAGUAUGAAAAAAAUGUCCUGGAACUAAUCAAAAGAAGAAGAAAGAACACCGGGAUUACUUAUAAGAAGGUGGAUAUUGAUCUUGCCAUUGUUCAUAGAAUUCACAAGCUUUACAGGCAACUGAUAGCCAGAUUCCAGAGUGAUGUGGAGCUAUGGUUGUCACAUAUCAGAUUUUCUCUGAUGAGGAGAGAAAAAGCCCAUGUCAGUAGAAUAUUUUCUAAAAUGCUUCAGUUCCACAGCAAGAAUGAAGAUCUGUGGAUAGUGGCUGCUAAGUGGGAGUUCGAGAACAACAAAAACGUAGACAACGCCAGAAACCUGAUGCAGAGAGGACUGAGAUUUAACCCUGCCUCCAAGUCACUCUGGCUGGAGUACUACAGAUUAGAACUGUUGUUUGCAGAAAAGCUAAGGAAAAGAAGAGAAUUGUUUCAAGCAUCACAAAUGGAGACGGAAGAAUCCAGUGAGAUAUUAGACGGAAUGAUAGCUCAGAUUGUCUACAGUAAAGCCCUGGAGGCCUUUCCUGGAGACUUGAAGUUUGCUCUGUCCUUUUUGCCGAUUUGUAGAAUGUUUGAUUUCAUGUCCAAACAAGAGGAUGGCAUGUUUGAAAGUCUGGAUACACUCUACUCACACGACCCCUACCUGUGGGAGGCUAAGGCCAGGAGACAGCUAGAGAAAGACCAGGAAAAUCCCCUGGAAAUGUUUCAUAGUGUUUUUGAAGAAGGCACUUCAAAGGUGAAAGACGAGGAGAUCUGGAGCCUGUACAUCGUGGCUUGCUUUGAGAUCAUCGAGAAAAGGUCACCUCUAGAUGAAGAGUCUAUAGACAUUAGUCAGGAGACUGGCACGCUAUUGGAGAUAUUCAAUACUGCAGCAGGAAAAACGUCACUCUCUACAGACUUGUACAAAAAAUGGGUCAAGCUUUUGCUUAACCUUGGAGAGGUCACACAGGUAGAACAGGUUCUGAAGGCUGCAGUCUCAGAACAUCCAACAUGUAUGUUACUAUGGAAACAAAGACUGGAACUCAUGAUAAAAACCAAUUUCCCAGAGGACAUUGUUUUGAAGACCUUCAAGAAGGCAAGGAAGAAGGUGCCGGAAAGGGAGAGUCAACCACUGUGGAAUCUGGUGCUGGAAUUUUGUGCAACCUGCAACAGAUCAGAAACUGAAGACUUAUUUGAGUUAGGAAUAAUGGCCUGUCGAGAAGUCUGCAUGCCUAUCAAAGAAACCUACCUGCAGUGGACCUAUCUCAAGAAUGGGGUCAAGGCUACUCGACAGCUCUAUACUAGGCUGCAGCAUUUGAAGCCGCUGUCUUUGAAUUUUUAUCAUCUAUAUAUCCAUGUGGAGAAAUCACAGGCAAAACAGAAGAUCAAGUUCUUGAGAGCAGCAUAUGAGGAUGCCAUAAAAGACUUUGGAACUUCAGUUGCAGAUAUCUGGAUCGAGUACAUCCAACUGGAGUCGGAACAUCCGGAUGGAAAUGUGGAAAAAGCAGCACAGAUCCACUUCCGAGCUCUUCGAUGUUUGGAAGGAGAGCAAAAUGAGAGAUUCGUUACAAAACACACACUAAUGCAGACUGGACAUCUUAAAUAAAAGAGGGACAUUUCCCGGCAUAUACUAUUGUACUGGAUAAUAAAUACAAAUGUGAAUUAUUCAGAUACUUUGAAGGAAGAAAUGAUAAAGUGUAUGUUAAAGCUAAAGAAA